AUGGAGUGGUUUGGACGGGCCAGCAUCGAGUUUACGCACUCGGCGACGCCGUUGCAGCUGACGCGCAAGAGCAAGGACAAGGAUGGCGACGGCGACGGCGACAUGAUCGACCUGCCGCAGCUGUGUCGCGACAGCACGCCGCCGUGCCAGCUGAACCCGCUGCUGUUCAACGGCCACCUGCAGACGUUCUGGACGGCUGUCGGGAACGCGGCACCGCACGUCUACUAUCGGCGGCGGGUAUUUGAGUCAACGCACGCCCUGUACGGCGGUUCCUUUGCCGUCGACUUUGCCGUGGCGCCGCACGAGGACGAGGAUGCGGUGCUGCCGCCGCGGACAGCGCCUUUCGACGAGGCUGCUUUUGCCGACAUCGGCUCCGACGACUGCCGACCCAUGCUGCUCGUGCUGCACGGCCUCUCGGGUGGCUCGUACGAGGUGUAUCUGCGCCACUGCAUUGCGCCACUGCUCGCCGACGGCCGCGACUGGGCCGUCGCCGUCAUCAAUGCGCGCGGCUGUGCUAACAGUACCCUUACUAGCGGUAUGCUCUUCAAUGCCCGCGCCACCUGGGACGUCCGCCAGGUCGCCCGCUGGGCCCGCCAGACGUUUCCGAACCGGCCGCUCUUUGGGCUCGGCUUCUCGCUGGGCGCCAACAUCCUGACCAACUACGUCGGCGAGGAGGGCGUCGACUGCCCGCUGACGGCCGCCGUCGCCGUCGGCAACCCGUUCGACCUGCAGCUCUCCAACAAGGCGCUCCAGCGGACGUUUGUCGGCAAGCACGUCUACGAGUCCGUCAUGGCAGGAAACCUCAAGGCGCUCAUCUCCAAGCACAGAGACGUUCUCGAGAAGACCACCGACCUGAACUUUGACCGCAUCAUGGCCGGGAACACCCUCUACGAGUUCGACCGGGAGGUCCAAUGCACUACCUGGGGCUAUCCGACCGAAGACGCCUACUAUCGCGAUGCUUCUUCGUCAGACUCGGUCACGGCCAUCCGCAUCCCCUUCCUGGUCAUUCAGGCCAAGGACGACCCGAUCGCCCCCGAAGAAGCGGUGCCGUACGGGGAGCUGAAGCUCAAUCCCUAUACCGUCCUCUGCAUGACUUCGCUCGGCGGCCACCUGUCCUGGUUCGAGCCGAUGGGCGGCCGCUGGCACGCAAAGCCGGUGUCCAACUUUCUGCACAAAUUCGCUACAGAGAUCGAUCUGGACGCGAUUCCGCCGCGACCAAAGGAUCUCAACACGACGACACCGAAGAAAGGCGGUCCCAAGGGAGGGCCGUUCGACCCCAUGCGGAGACGGAUGCAGGCUCACCAUGAUUCAUACAUUGCAUAG
This is a messenger RNA of Grosmannia clavigera kw1407, 1323 nucleotides long. RefSeq names its product alpha beta hydrolase fold family. Bases 1 to 1323 code for a protein of 440 amino acids. The transcript is spliced from 5 exons. Gene Ontology annotation, molecular function: acetylesterase activity; monoacylglycerol lipase activity. Gene Ontology annotation, biological process: medium-chain fatty acid biosynthetic process; medium-chain fatty acid catabolic process. NCBI's taxonomy places the organism in Eukaryota, Fungi, Ascomycota, Sordariomycetes, Ophiostomatales, Ophiostomataceae. The record is from RefSeq and is a predicted model, not a curated record.